GAUCCCAAAGAAGAAGAAGAAGAAGAAGAAGAAGAAUGCGACGUCAUCGAACUGCUGCCAGUAGAAUUGUGGUCAAAAUGUAAACAUCAGAAGGAAAAUCACAGACUAUAUGAACAGAGUUAUUAAAAGCAGCCAGGUUCUCUAAAGUCCUGCCAUUGACUGCAUUGUCGUUGUUGCCACACGAGCAGGACAAUAUGAAUCCACUCAGUUCAGAGAAGGAAACGUUGAUUGAUGAAAUUGAACAGAGUUUAUUCACUUUAACCGUGGACAAUUUACGCUACCUGUGUGAACGUCAUGGCAAAGAUGGAUCUGAAAUUAAAGGGAUGAAUCAUCGCUUAUUAAGGCGUAAAGUCAUGGAGGAAAUGUGGGACAAGACGGAUUCAAUGAAAUCAGAGGAGCAGGGAAUGUCUUGGUUAGUCCAACUGAAAGAGGACAUCAGAAGGAUGCUGGAGGAUGCUAGUGGGGCACAAAUUAGUCCCAGCAAGUCCAAUGAUGAUGAUGCUAUCGACUAUGACGAAGAAUGCGACAAGGAGGACAGCGAUUGGUUGCCUAGCAAUGGACUGAAGGCGGAACACUUGAGUUCCAGCCAAUCCGAUGACGACACUGCAGACUGCGACAAAGACUCGGACGUGGAGGACAAGGAUUGGUUGGCUAGCGAUGGGCUGGAGGCAGAGUCAGAUCCAGAGAGGCACACUCCAGAGCAGAGAGUUAGAGAGGAUUUCCAGGACAAGCCUCCCCCGCCCCCCUCCCCUCGCCCAGAGUCCCCAGGUCGUGCCUUUCCCAGUAGUAUCUUACUGCAGAGUCAGAAGAGGGUGUCUGUGCGGCUGGUCGACUGCAGGAAGACACCGGGGCAGAGUAGCCAUAUAAUACACAAGACAACACAGACGGGAGAGAAACCCCACAGCUGGUCUAAUGCUGAACAACACAAAACCCUCUCAGGAGACAGGCCUGGCUCCCAUAUCUGUGAUCACUGUGGGAAGAAUUUUACCACAGCAAGAAGUCUACAACUACACCUACAGAACCUGAAGAGAUUCAGUGAUACCGUCACUGCAGACAAACCACACGUGUGCUCUGAAUGCGGAAAGGGAUUCUCUCAGGCCUACAGUCUUAAGAUACAUUGGAGAACUCACACUGGGGAGAAACCGUACGUUUGUUAUCAGUGUGGGAAGGGUUUCACUGAAUCUGGAACCUUAAAGAGACACAUCAGAACUCACACGGGAGAGAAACCUUUCCACUGCUCUCGUUGUGGGAAGGACUUUAUUGAAUCUGGAGGCUUGAAGAAACACAUCAAAAGAACUCACCAAGGAGAGGAGGUCGUUGUCCCUCAGACGAGCGUCCAUACAGGAGAGAAACCUUACCAUUUCUCCUCUGACGACUGUGGGAUGAGCUUUGCUACCUCACGCGAACAGAGACUACAACAGAGAAAACACACAAGAGAGAAGCUUCGCAGCACACCUAAUGCUAAGCAACGCAAGGAACCCCUCUCAGGAGAUGGCUCCCAUAUCUGUGAUCACUGUGGGAAGAAUUUUACCACAGCAAGAAGUCUAAAACUACACCUACAGUACCUGAAGAGAUACAGAGAUAACUUGACUGGAGAGAAACCACACGUGUGCUCUACAUGCAGAAAGGGAUUCAGUGAGGCCGGCAGUCUUAAGAGACACCUGAGAACUCACACUGGGGAGAAACCGUACGUCUGCCAUCAUUGUGGGAAGGACUACAAUGAUUCUGGAAACUUACAGAAACACAUCAGAACCCACACAGGUGAGAAACCUUACCACUGCUCGGAUUGUGGGAAGAAUUUCCGUGUAAAAAUAAGCCUGAAACAUCACCAGGAAAUUGUUCACACAGACCACCCUCACCGCUGUGGUCAAUGUAAGAAGAGUUUCAUAACUGCAGAAAGACUGGAAUCACACAUUAAGACUCGACACCCGCCUAGUGAUCCUCUGAAGAACCCACACGUGUGCUCUGAAUGUGGAAGGGGAUUCAGAUAUGCCGACAAUCUUAAAAUACACCUGAGAAUCCAUACUGGGGAGAAACCGUACGUCUGCCCUCGUUGCGGUAAGGAUUUUACCCAAUCAGGACUCUUACAGAGACACAUGAGAACUCACACGGGAGAGAAACCCUAUCACUGCUCAGUGUGCGGGAUGAAGUUCCGUCAUACAAUCUCGUUAAAGCAGCACCACCUGAAGAACCACAAGGGGGAGACACUGGGUCCAGUCCGUAUGCACCAAGGCCCUCUUCCAUGCCCCCACUGUGGGGAGAAGUUCUCUACCAAGGCUCUUCUGAAGGAUCACAUUCAGAAGACCCACAACAGCCGUGUCCACUGCCCACAGUGCGACAAGACCUUCUCCACUAAACGUAAUUUACUAGUCCACCAGAGGAAGCACACUGGAGAGAGGCCUUACCUUUGCCCUCAGUGUGGGAAGAGUUUCUCCCUGACAGGGAGUUUAAAACUUCAUCUCCGGAUUCAUGCGGGUGAGAAACCUUACUGCUGUACUUACUGUGACAAGAGCUUCACAAGUAAGAGCCACUGCAUUCUUCACCUGCGAAUCCACACUGGAGAGAAACCGUACCAAUGCCCUGACUGCGGGAGGAGGUUUCGUGAUGGGAAUGUCUUGAAAAACCACCGGCGGACCCACACAGGAGAGAAACCGUUCCAGUGCCGCUUGUGUGAUAAAGCCUUUGCUCAGUUGAGCAGUCUGAAGAAACAUCAGGAGACACACAGGCAAACUCAGCCUGUCUCUGUCCCAAGACUCCUAAUCCCUACCCACCACCCAAUCAGAUCCCAGAGUGCCUUCUUUUACAAUUCCACCCUCCUGGGAUCCCAGAGUGCCUUCUUUUACAAUUACACCCUCCUAGGAUCCCAGAGUGCCUUCUUUUACAAUUCCACCCUCCUAGGAUCCCAGCGUGCCUUCUUUUACAAUUCCACCCUCCUAGGAUCCCAGAGUGCCUUCUUUAGAUGGUGA
Oncorhynchus nerka (sockeye salmon) is the source of this 2966-nucleotide messenger RNA. RefSeq names its product zinc finger protein 665-like. The transcript has 4 exons. Gene Ontology annotation, molecular function: DNA-binding transcription factor activity; RNA polymerase II cis-regulatory region sequence-specific DNA binding. Bases 195 to 2966 code for a protein of 923 amino acids. Gene Ontology annotation, biological process: regulation of transcription by RNA polymerase II. Lineage: Eukaryota; Metazoa; Chordata; Actinopteri; Salmoniformes; Salmonidae. The record is from RefSeq and is a predicted model, not a curated record.